UUCCAUUUGCCGUCAAUUUUGACAGCAGAAGUAUGCUUUUGCCUUUGAGUUUGAAUGCGAUUAGUAUCAAAACCAGUGUUUUAUUAGUCGGCAGGGUCGCAAAAGAAUUAUUGUAUCAAGGUUCGCAUAACAAGAACAUAAUGGGUAGCUCAUUCUCAAGAUCAUAUUCUCCAAACUGCAGCAGUAAGGGAGUCCCGGAAAGAGGAAGUGGGACCAUCUCUCGCAUGGAAUCAAGUAGCCACUACGUCGAAUCAGUUGUAUGCAACGAGAAUGACCUCAAAGAAAAUGAAAUGAAAGUUUUUGAAAUUGGAGAAGAGGGAAGAGUGCUGCUUGUAAAACAAAAGGGUGAAUUUAGCGCCGUUGGUACCAAAUGCACCCACUACGGAGCACCUUUGGUGUCCGGUGCGUUGGGAGAUGGUAGAGUGAGGUGUCCCUGGCAUGGAGCGUGCUUCAACAUCAAGACUGGUGACAUCGAAGACUUCCCUGGCUUUGAUUCCCUCCCGUGUUACCAAGUAACAGUCACGGAAAAAGGCGAAGUAAAGGUGCGGGCAAAGAUAAGCGAUUUGAAGUCUAACAAGCGUAUCAAAGACAUGGGCGUAGCCCCAACCUGCGACGGGGCAGUCGUAGUCAUCGUCGGCGGAGGCCCCUCGGGCGCCACCUGCGCCGAGACGCUCCGCAGUGAGGGCUUCCAGGGCCGCAUUACCCUCGUGGCCAAGGAACCAUAUCUGCCGUACGACAGAAUUAAAGUAUCCAAAAUAGGCAGUGUACCCAGCAUCGAGUCACUCCAAGCAAGAUCACAAGAAUACUAUCAAAACGCCAACAUCGAAAUCUUAAAGAAUACGGAAGCCACUAAAGUGGAGCCACAAGACCGACUGGUGCACUUGAGCGACGGAACCAAACUUCGAUACAGCGCUUUGUAUCUUGCUACUGGCUCCGCGCCCCGGAAGCCUGAUAUACCUGGCAUUAAUCUACAAAACGUUUUCACGGUUAGGAACUUUGCUGAUGCAUCCAACAUUCUGAAUUCGUUAGGGUCGAACAAAGACAAAGAUGUAGUCGUUCUCGGUCUGAGUUUCAUCGGCUUGGAAGCGGCGUCUUCUUGCAACGAAAAGGCCAAGUCCAUGACUGUAGUCGGAAAAGAUUUUGCUCCUUUAGGACAAAUUUUCGGCAAAGAAAUUGGCGAGGGGUUGAAAAAGCUCUUUGAAGAUAAAGGUGUAAAGUUCCAUUUUGGAACUACAGUCGCCAAAUGUAACGGUGAGAACGGAGCUAUAACAUCAGUGGAACUCGAUAAUGGAACAACUCUGCCAGCUGAUUUACUCAUUUUGGGCGUGGGAACUACAUUCUACACAGACUUCCUGAAAGAUAGUGGUAUCACCCUUUUACCCAAUGGUGCGGUUAAUGUUAACGACAAGCUGGAAACAAACAUGAAAAAUAUUUUCGCUGGCGGAGAUAUAGCUUAUGCACCCGUAUUCGCACGUGGCAAUAAGCAAAUGAGUAUCGGCCACGUGGGCUUGGCGCAGUACCACGGGCGUGUGGCUGCGUUGAACAUAUUGAAGAAGGAAACUCCGCUGAAGACUGUUCCAUAUUUCUGGACCAUGCUUUUCGGAAAAUCAAUCCGCUAUGCUGGUUGUGGAAAAGCAGCUAGCACUUUGGUAGAUGGAGAUAUGGAAGCUCUUAAGUUUGUAAUUUUCUUCUUUGAUGAGACAGACAAGGUUAUUGCCGUGGCGUCUUGUAUGAGAGACCCGGUCGUCUCGCAGUUUGCCGAGUUGCUGUAUCAGGGUAAAAGUCUUUAUAAAAAAGAUCUUAAAGACGACCUCUUUGGUUGGUCCAAAAAUAUUAAUGGUUAAAUGGAAACAACUCAUUGUCUCGAAUAACAGAAAAGAUCAAAUAUAUUUAUGAUCUGAUUAGUGUUUAUAAUAAUAACACAAAUAUUUAUAGGCAAUAUUGUGUUAAUGAAAAUUAUAUAAAGUGAACUACAUAAUAAGAUAUUGUAUUGAUAUUAUAUUUUGUAUAUUUAUAUUGUACUUACAACAACAAUUUCACUUUUAACGUGCACAACGUGCACCUUUAACUUCAAGAUCUUUAUUAACAAUUAAGUUUUUUUGUGACGCAACUCUGCUACUGAGUUACAAUGCUUGGGUACUGAAAUUCAGUCUAGCCCUUGAUUGUAUCGUUGCUCAGGGCACUUAUAAUUUUCGCACUGCUUGAUAUAUAUAUACGGUGUUUAUAAGCCAACCAGACUGGUGUUAAUCCAGACUGUACUUAAUUCAUGGUUAAUAAUUUGAUAUUAAAACGAUAUUAUAAUGUAUAUUUUGUCUACAAUGUUUAUCUAAAUUAUUAUUUUAAUAAAAAUAAGAAAGUUACUAUUUUUGCCAUAUAAGAAUAAUAAUAAAUAAUAAUGUGCCUCUAUUUUAUCAAGUGAAUAAUAUCUAAAACAAGAUCUAGGAGCUUUCGUCUUUUUUUCUGUUUUAAUCAUAUUGUUUUUUGAAUUUUUUAGAUUUAAUUGGCGAUAUUGUUACAUAAUUAAUUAUUAGCAUCACAGAGAAUUUAAUAUUUUAAUAUUGUUAACAAAAUCGUCCCCUGGAGAGACUUGGAAUUUAACACCCUGUAUUUUUUAUUAUGUGUGGUAUAUUCUUGCACAAAAAUUAGUAAGUAGGUAAUGGAAGAAAAAACUAUUUAGAAAAAAUGCAACCCUAUUUUUAGUGUAACUAAUGCAUUAUUGAGUAUUCCAGUCACAAUACAGCUGUGAUGUCAUUUGUAACAGUAUUUUAUAAUGAUUUUAUUACUAUUUGCAUGUAAUAAUACAUUUAUUACAGUACAAUUUAAAGUAUUAUAAUAGCGUUAGUAAUUAUAUUAUUGUUGGAGAACUGAAGAAUAAUGGCUAUUUAAGAAAAUGUUUACUUACACCAUGGAACUGACCAAAAACAUUAAACGUCAUUAAGAGUUUGGAUCUUUUGAAAAUAAUAUUUUGAUGAUAUUUUUGUACUCACUCAAUAAUCCAGUGAUUUAAAAAAGCAUUUAUGAAACCUCAAAGCAGUCCUGACAUUUUUAUUUUUGGCUCAGUUCAAGUUCUCAGUAAUUUUCUUAGUAUUUGUGCAUAUUUUAUUGACUUGUGUCUUAAGCAGAAUAUUGUAUGAGAGAAUGUUAUGUUGCAAAGCAUACAAUUUUGAUUU
Messenger RNA from Ostrinia furnacalis (Asian corn borer), 3170 nucleotides. RefSeq names its product apoptosis-inducing factor 3. Bases 33 to 1844 code for a protein of 603 amino acids. Gene Ontology annotation, cellular component: cytoplasm. Gene Ontology annotation, molecular function: oxidoreductase activity, acting on NAD(P)H; 2 iron, 2 sulfur cluster binding. The record is from RefSeq and is a predicted model, not a curated record. NCBI's taxonomy places the organism in Eukaryota, Metazoa, Arthropoda, Insecta, Lepidoptera, Crambidae. The transcript has 4 exons.